AUGGAUACCAAUAUUAGUGAUCACCUUUAUGCAGAACAAAGUGUUGCUUCACUGAUUUCAUAUUGCUCUCAAGCCCAGGAAAAGCAGUUGGAUGAAUUGAAAAACCAUGGUCAACGGAGUUGCGUUGGCAUAACUAAGAUCAAAGCCCAAUAUGAGGACCAACAAGCAAAUUAUGAUGACUAUAAUUAUGUCCAGCAGGGACAAGACUAUUUUUCUGUACCAGUAACUAAACCACAAGAAGUGACAAUCAUCCAACCACUGAGAACGACGCUGCCUGUAAAGCCUGGCAACCCUGCUCACAAUGGACGUGUGUGCAGCACCUGGGGAAACUUCCACUUCAAGACCUUUGAUGGGGACAUCUUUCACUUCCCCGGGCUCUGCAACUAUGUCUUUGCAUCCCACUGCAAAUCUGCCUAUGAGGACUUCAACAUCCAGAUCAGGCGCACUAUGCUGGAAAGCUCUCCUGUGAUCAACCAUAUCACCCUGAAGCUUGACGGAAUGGUGAUUGAACUGACCUCAGACUCCAUUGUGGUCAAUGGCAACCCAAUUCAGCUGCCUUUCAGCCAGUCAGGAAUCCUGAUAGAGAGAAGUAGCGGCUAUUUGAAAAUCACUGCCAAGAUGGGCCUGGUCUUCAUGUGGAACCAACUGGAUGGCCUUCUGGUGGAACUGGAUAAGAAAUAUGCCAAUCAGACCUGUGGGCUUUGUGGGGACUUCAAUGGCAUUCCAAUUUACAAUGAGUUCACAUCAAACAACAUCAAGCUGACUGACGUGCAGUUUGGGAAUAUGCAGAAGAUGGAUGGACCCACAGAGCAAUGCGAGGAUCCUACAUCUUCUUCUCUUUCAAACUGCUCAAAUGAAUUUAGUGCUAUCUGCCAGAGAGUAUUGACUGGUGAAGCAUUUGUGAGCUGCAAUGCACUGGUGGACGUUCAAGACUACAUUGACUCUUGCGUACAAGACUUGUGCCGCUGUGAUGAGUCUAUGCGUGAUUUCUGCAUCUGUAACACCUUUGCUGAAUACUCCCGGCAGUGCGCCCAUGCCGGUGGACAACCUCUGAACUGGAGAACUAAAGAACUGUGCAACAAGACGUGCCCUUAUAACAUGCAGCACGAGGAAUGUGGCUCCCCCUGUGCUAACACCUGCACCAACCCUGAAAGGUCAGCCCUCUGUGAAGAUCACUGUACCGAUGGCUGCGUCUGCCCCCCAGGAACCGUGUCUGAUGACAUUAACAGCUCUGGCUGUAUCCCUCUCAGCGAGUGCCACUGUACCUACAAAGGUGAAACAUAUAGUCCAGGUGCUUCUUUUGCAUCCCAGUGCACUUCAUGUACCUGUACUGGAGGCCAGUGGAGUUGUGUCAGCCUUUCCUGCCCUGGGACUUGCUCCAUUGAAGGAGGUUCCCACAUCUCCACAUUUGAUGAGAAACGUUAUUCCUUCUUUGGAGAUUGUAGCUAUAUCCUGACGAAGCUCUGUGACAGCGAUUCCUUCACUGUUCUAGGAGAAGUCCGCAAAUGUGGCCUAACUGACACCGAGACAUGCCUGAAAGGUGUAGCCAUCAGCAUAGGUGGAGGACAAACUAUUGUUGUGAUCAAACCUUCUGGCAGCGUGUUUGUGAAUACGAUCUACACCCAGUUGCCCAUCUCUGCAGCCAAUGUCACUAUCUUCAGGCCUUCAUCAUUCUUCAUCAUCGUACAAACAAACUUUGGGCUUCAGGUUCAGAUCCAGCUUGUACCCAUCAUGCAACUCUUUGUAAACUUGGACCCAUCCCACAAAGGGCAGACAUGUGGUCUUUGUGGAAACUUCAACAAUAUCCAAGCAGAUGACUUCAAAGCCACAAGUGGUGUAGUGGAAGGAACAGCAGCCGCUUUUGCCAAUACCUGGAAAAUCCAGGGUGAUUGCCCUAAUGUCAAAAACAUCUUUGAGAACCCCUGUACCCUCAGCAUAGAAAAUGAAAAAUAUGCUCAGCACUGGUGUGGAUUGCUGACUGAUACUCAAGGACCUUUUGCUGAAUGCCACUCAACAGUGAAUCCAGAUGUUUACCACACGAACUGUCUGUUUGACACCUGUAAUUGUGAAAAGAGUGAGGACUGCAUGUGUGCUGCCCUCUCUACCUAUGUCAGAGCCUGUGCUGCCAAAGGAGUCCUGUUGAAUGGAUGGAGGACCAAUGUCUGCACCAUAACCUCGUGCCCCAAAUCCCUGACGUACAGCUACGUUGUCAGUUCCUGCCAACCCACUUGCCGAUCUUUGAGUGAGCCCGAUGUCACAUGCAACAUCAAGUUCACUCCAGUUGAUGGCUGCACCUGUGCAAAUGGAACUUACAUGGAUGAAAAUGGCAAAUGCGUGCCCGCUACUAGCUGUCCUUGUUAUUACAAAGGAUCUGUGCUACCUUCUGGAGAGGUUGUUCACGACAAUGGUGUCAUAUGCUCUUGCACACAUGGAAAGUUGGACUGCGUGAGAGUGAAACCAGAACCAGUCUGUGCAGCUCCCAUGGUCUACUUUGACUGCAGCAAUGUCACUGCAGGCACAAUUGGAUCCGAGUGCCAGAAGAGCUGCCAGACUCUUGAUAUGGGAUGCUACAGCACACAGUGCGUCUCUGGCUGCGUGUGCCCUAAUGGUCUAGUGUCAGAUGGCAAAGGUGGCUGUGUAGCUGCGGGGGAAUGUCCAUGUGUUCACAAUGAUGCCUCCUACAAUCCAGGAGAAACAAUUAAAGUCAACUGUAACACCUGCACUUGUAAAAACAGAAUGUGGCAAUGCACCAAUGAAUCUUGCCUGGCAACCUGCUCUGUUUAUGGAGAUGGUCAUUACAUUACUUUUGAUGGCAAACGCUUCAGCUUUAGUGGAGACUGUGAAUACACACUGGUCCAGGAUUACUGUGGUAAAAACAGUACCAGCCUCGGAACCUUCCGAGUGAUCACUGAGAACAUCCCCUGUGGAACCACUGGGACCACCUGCUCAAAGGCCAUUAAAGUCUUCCUAGGGAACUAUGAACUGGUACUCAGUGACGGAAAGUUUGAAGUGAUAGAGAAGGUCCGUGGAGGGGAAGUGCCAUACAAGGUCCGUUACAUGGGCAUCUACAUGGUGAUUGACACCAACAAUGGGCUGAUUCUUAUGUGGGAUAAGAAAACCAGCAUAUUCAUCAAGCUCAGCCCAGAUUUUAAGGGUCAGGUCUGUGGCCUGUGUGGGAACUAUGAUGGCAAUGGCAUUAAUGACUUUACCACCAGAAGUCAGUCUGUGGUAGGAGAUGUGCUGGAGUUUGGAAACAGCUGGAAGGUGUCUCCUACUUGCCCAGAUGCCAAGAGCAACAAGGAUCCUUGCACUGCAAACCCUUACAGGAACUCUUGGGCCCAGAAGCAGUGCAGCAUAAUCAACAGCAAAGUAUUCGCUGCCUGUCACUCUCAGGUUGAACCAAAUGAAUAUUAUGAAGCAUGCGUGACUGAUGCUUGUGCCUGUGACACUGGGGGAGAUUGUGAAUGUUUCUGUACAGCGGUAGCUUCAUAUGCUCAAGCAUGUAAUGAGGCUGGCAUUUGUGUUGCAUGGAGAACCCCAUCUAUCUGUCCUCUGUUCUGUGAUUACUACAACCCGCAAGGGGAAUGCGAGUGGCACUACAAGCCUUGUGGGUCUCCUUGUAUGAAGACCUGCAGGAACCGAAGUGGAAAAUGCCUUCAUGAGUUACAAGGCUUGGAAGGAUGCUAUCCAAAGUGUCCAGAGAACAAGCCCUAUUUUGAUGAAGAUGAUAUGGAGUGUGUCGAUAGCUGUGGCUGUUACGAUACCAAGGGAAAAUAUUACAAGCCAGGAACACCCAUUCGUUCAGAAGAGAACUGUCAAUCAUGUGAAUGCACAAUGAAUGGCAUUGAGUGUGAAUAUGAUGAAGACGAAUGCCACUGCACAUAUGAUGGAAAGCAAUAUGAGUAUGAGGAUGUCAUCUACGACACUACAGAUGGUAUUGGCGGGUGUAUCAUUGCAACUUGUGGUCACAAUGGAACAAUUGAUAGAAAAGUCUACGCAUGUUCUACACCCUCAACCACAACACCAUUUUCAUUUUCCUCUUCAACACCUAUAUCCACCACUACAGUGACACCAACUACAUCAGUCUGUGUUCGUGAAGUAUGCCAGUGGUCACAAUGGUAUGAUGUGAGCUAUCCAGGGUCUGGGAUCAACGAUGGAGAUUUUGACACAUUUGAUAAUUUAAGAGCCAAAGGUUAUAAAGUCUGCAAAGCUCCAAAGGCUGUUGAAUGCAGAUCUGAGAAGUUCCCUAACACACCAUUAAAUGAACUAGAGCAAAAAGUAGAAUGUAGUACAACAAGGGGACUAAUAUGUUAUAAUAAGGAUCAGCAUCAAAUGAUCUGCGACAACUUCCAGAUAAAAAUCUUAUGCUGUAGCUUUGUACCAUGUGAAUAUACAACUCCUGCUACCACAACGCCUGCGGAGACUACAACACCCAUCACAAAAACAAUCACUCCAGAAACUACUGUAACCGGUAUAUCUUCAACAACUACAGCACUACCUACAACCACAGAAUCUAAAACAACUACUCUUUCAACAAGUACCAUGACCUCCAAAACUCCUUCAACAUCUCCAGUCACAGAAACAACGAGUGUGUCAACUUCAACUCUUACAACCACAGCUCCAUCAACAACAAUCCCUGAAACAACUGCCAGCCCUUCAACAGAAACUGUAUAUACUACAGGAGAAAUCACAUCCAUAACACCUUGUAAACCAAAAUGCAAAUGGUCUGAAUGGCAUGAUGUCCAUUUUCCCAGUCUGGACAAUAAAGGAGAUUCUGAAACAUAUGAUGAUAUUAGAGCAGCAGGAAAAGUGAUCUGCAGCAAACCUGAAAAUAUAGAAUGUCGAGCCGAGAAAUUCCCAGAAAAAUCAAUUGAUAACAUUGGCCAAAUUGUCCAGUGCAAUGUAUCCUUUGGACUUGUCUGCAGGAAUGAAGAUCAGGAAGGAGUGCUCCAAAUGUGUUAUAACUAUCAAAUAAAAGUAUUCUGCUGUGAUGAUUUUAGUCAUUGCCCAUCCACAUCCACUACUACAGAAACUACAACAACUGCAGGCACAACUAUUGUUUCAACAAAACCUUCCACCCAGACUCCUAUAACUACAGAAACUACAACUUCAACCAUAAGAACUACACCUUCAACCACCACAACAACAGAAACCACAACCAAAGAAAUUAAAACAACUACUCCUUUAACAACCACCCCUAUAGAAACUACAACAAUCACAACUACACCUUUCACUACCACAACCACAGAAACUACAACUACUCCAGGCACACCCAUUGUUUCAACAGAAACUUCCACACUGACUCCUACAACUACAGAAACUACAUCAACAGUUGGAACUACACAUUCAUCCACCACCAGCAUAGAAACUACAACAGUCACAACUACACCUUUCACUACCACAACCACAGAAACUACAACUACUCCAGGCACACCCAUUGUUUCAACAGAAACUUCCACACUGACUCCUACUACUACAGAAACUACAUCAAUAGGAACUACACAUUCAUCCAUCACCAGCACAGAAACUACAACAGUCACAACUACACCUUUCACUGCCACAACCACACAAACUACAACAACCACAGGUACUACAACCAUGACAACUCCUCAAACUACUACUACAAUACCAACCACUACUCCAAUAACCUCAACACCAAUUCCGGACACUUUUACAACUACAACUACUUCACCAACCACUACUCAAACCACAGAAUUUACCACAAUAAUAAGUACAAUCACUACACCAACAACCACUGAAACUACCACGGCUACAACUACUACACCUAUUUCAACAACAAAACCUACAUCAUCAAUAAUAGUAACAACUACUCCAGCAAUAACCACAAUCUCAGAAACUACAACACCUGUGACAACUGUUCCUCCAACAACUCAUGAUUGUUUUAAAGAACUAUGUGAAUGGUCACAAUGGUAUGAUGUAAGUUACCCAAGGUCUGCUAUCAAUGGUGGAGAUUUCGAUACAUUUAAGAAUAUAAGAGCCAAAGGAUACAAUGUAUGCAAAGCUCCAAAGGCUGUGGAAUGCAGAGCAGAAAGAUUCCCUAACACACCAUUAAAUGAGCUGGAGCAAAAUGUAAUAUGCAGCAAAACAGAAGGGCUGAUAUGUUAUAACAAGGAUCAACUCCCACCAAUCUGCUAUAAUUACCAGAUCAAAAUUGAAUGUUGCAGAAAUGUAAUUGUAUCAUGCCCAACUACCACCCUAGCCACUACAACGACAGUAAAAUCCACCCCACCAAUACCAACAACCACCCCAACCAUUACCCCAAUAGUAACAACCACCCCAGCCACUACAACGACAGUAACAACCAUCCAACCNAACCAACCGGACAUAAGCAUCGACCAGAUCGGUCAAGUUGUGCAGUGCGAUGCCAAUUUCGGGCUGGUGUGCAAAAAUGAGGAUCAAAUCGGGAAAUUUAAAAUGUGUUUCAACUAUCAGAUACGUGUUUUGUGCUGUGAAGAAAACGUAAAUUGUCUUGUUACAACCUCAAUUUUGCCAACAAUGCCCACACGAGUAACCACUCCAACUAUCUCAAGUACACCAACAGGAACAACAGAAGUAACCAUGACAACUACUCACUGCUUUUGCCAAAUUGAGGACGCUGUUUAUGCAUCUGGUGAAAUGAUUUACAACAAAACAGACAAGGAUGGAUGUAAUUUUUAUGCCAUUUGUAGUAAAACAUGUUCAGUGGAGCGAUUUAAGGGACCAUGUAAAUCAACAACUCCAGCAACAGCAACAACAACUACACCUACAACUUCAACAUCUAUACCAACUACGACUCCCACUACAACAGUUAGUUCAACCACUAAAAUUGAGUGUCCUGAUGCUAAACCUCCCAGAAAGAUGGGUGAAACAUGGAAGAUAUCCAACUGUACCACUGCAACUUGCGAGGGAAAUAACAAAGUUGUUAUACAGAAAGUGAAAUGCCCACCUGUAAAGAAAAUUACCUGCGCCAACGGAUACCCACCAGUAGAGGUCUUCAGUGAGGAUGGCUGCUGUUACCACUAUGAAUGUGAAUGUGUCUGUAGUGGCUGGGGUGACCCUCACUACAUUACAUUCGAUGGAACCUAUUACACAUUCCUUGACAACUGCACAUAUACUCUGGUGAAGCAGAUUACCCCUAAAUAUGACAACUUCCGUGUUGACAUUGACAAUUACUUCUGUGAUGCGGAAGAUGGACUUUCCUGUCCUCAGUCCAUUAUUGUUUACUACAAGUACACAGUGGUAGUGCUGACGCGUGAACUCUAUAAUGGAGUGAUGGCUAAUAAGAUUAUCUUCAAUAAAACGGUUGUCAACCCAGGCUUCAAGAAAGAUGGCAUUUCUAUUUACAUGCUUGGCAUCAACAUGGUUGUUGAAAUACCUGAGAUUGGAGCUACCAUCACCUUCAGCGGGUUGAUCUUCUCAGUGAAACUCCCAUUCAGCAAAUUUGGCAAUAACACUGAAGGACAGUGUGGUACAUGCUCAAACACCAAAAUCGAUGACUGCCGCUUGCCAAGUGGUAAGAUCAUCUCUUCUUGUACCCAAAUGGCUCCCCACUGGAAGGUUGACGAUGACAAGAAGCGAUACUGUGUAGGAACAACACCACCACCCAGCACCCCGACUCCAGCUCCCAGCUGUCCUCCGUCUGCUCUUUGCAAGAUAAUUUUGAGCGAAGUCUUUGAAGAAUGCCACAAGGUGAUACCACCACAAGAUUUUUACAAGGGCUGUGUCUUUGAUGCAUGUCACAUGACCAAUGCAUCCAUGCAGUGUUCCGGCUUGGAGAUAUAUGCCACUCUGUGUGCCACUAGAGGUGUUUGUAUUGACUGGAGAGGAGAGACUCAGGGCAAAUGCCCAUAUAACUGUCCAGUGGGCAAAGUGUAUAAACCAUGUGGGCCUCUUAAUCCUGCUACUUGUGAUUCAAGAGCUGUUCAACACAAUGGCACUGGCCUAACUGAAGGAUGUUUCUGCCCUGAAGGAAAGUUUCUCUUCAAUGCAAACAGCGAUGUCUGUGUCUCUGGAUGUGGUAACUGUAUAGGACCAGAUGGACAGCCCAAAUUACCUGGAGACCAGUGGAAAAGCAAUUGCCAGGACUGUGUUUGUGACCGGUACACUGUUACAGUGCAGUGUACAAAGCGCCCGUGUAAACCACUCCCGCCAGUUUCUUGUGAUGACCCAGGGUUUGUUCCUGUCCAGUCGCUGACACAAGAAGACCCAUGCUGUGUCCAGACUGAAUGCCGAUGUGACACUAGCAAGUGCCCCGAAUCAGUGGCCAGCUGUCAACCAGGAUACGAGUUAAUCCCAGAAGUAUUAAAUGGAAAUUGUUGUACUAUCUUCACAUGUAAGCUAAAACCAGGCUGUGUAACCAAUGGAACUUUCUACAUGCCUGGAGCUGUCAUUCCAAAAGGUACCUGUGAAAAGUGCACCUGCUCUGCCGAAGUACAGCCAGACAGUCAGAGAAACAUCGUUGCCUGCCAGCCCAUUCCAUGUGACACUGAGUGCCCACUGGGCUAUGAAUAUAAGAUGAAAUCUGGACAAUGCUGUGGCGAGUGUGUACAGGUGGCUUGUGUACUGAAGAUGAAGGAUAACACAGUCCAUGUGCUUCAGGCUGGAAAAGUCUGGCAUGAGCCUGGUGAUAACUGUACCUUCUAUAAAUGUGAACAAAUUGAGGAUCAGUUUAUUCCUGUCACUGUAAGGAAAGCCUGUCAACCCAUAUACCCAGAAGACUGCGAUCCUGCUGAUAUCAUGCUAAGUGAAGAUGGCUGCUGCAAAACAUGCCCAUUACCCCGUAAAACUUGUAGUCUGCGUAGUACUACCACUGUCAUCAGUCAAAAUGACUGCAACUCUUCUGUGCCUGUUGAACUAACAUACUGCGAAGGCAACUGUGAUACUUCUUCAAUGUAUUCCCUUGAGGCGAAUGUGAUGCAACACAAGUGCAAGUGUUGUCAGGAGAUCAAGACCAGCAAAAGACAGGUGACCCUGAGCUGCCCUGAUGGAAGCACCACUGAUUACUCAUACACCCACGUGGAGCAGUGCGAUUGUGCAGGCACGGAGUGCAUCCCCCAAGCCCCUCCCACCACUCCAGCACAGCAGCAGGAGCAAGAACAGCAGCAACAGGAACAGAUCCAGCAGCAACAAGGGCAGUCCUAGAACCAAGAGCAGAACCAGAAAAAUGAACCAAAACCAGGAAGAGUAGAAUAUAGACUGAAAUAAAUCUUUUCACUUUUUUUUCCUAAUAAUAAACAAGUAUCCAAAGCAGCUAGAAUCUUGGACAUAUGGAUGAAAUUCCUGUAUACAUGCUAGAAAUUUCUGUUUCCUAAUUAUUUCAGCUUCCCUUAUCAAUGGGUCUCAUUGCUUUGAGUGUCUUCUUUUAACUUGAGAGGUGCAGGAUUAGGAAAUCUUGAGGUUUGUUUUUUCUCGGCAGUGCUGUGCUAUAGGACUGACAGCUUUUCUUUCAAGAGGGUGGGGUGAGUGGAACUAUACUCUAACUAAAGUCCUUGAUGUAAAUCAUAGUCUCUUUUUGUCUUGAAAUUUUCCCUGUGGUGAUUCUGAUACUGACUGCCCAAGGCCAAGCAUAGAACAAACAUCACUGGGUCAUUAAUAAUUUUUCACUAGUCACGGUCAUUACACACCCACCUGACACUGACUAAUCAUUGCACUGAAUUAGACAACUUUUAAAAUCCCCUUUGAUUCCAGUUCAAUUAGGCAGUGUCAACAAUUCAAGUCCAGGAAAAACACAGACUAUCGCGCUCACCUUCCUACCUUUUUGUUUGUUUGCUUGUUUGUUGUUUUAGCAUUAAAGAGAGUUUAGGUUAUAGAAACUGCAUCUUCUCAAACUUCAAACUUUAAAGAUACUGGGGGGGGGCGGUUUGUGGUGUUGUAGAAAAGAAAGGAAGAAAGCCUAUCAUACAAGGUUGCUGCAGAAUAUCCUAUGUUUACAUGAGAUCAUCAGCAUAGUAAAUGUAUGAAAAUUUGGAUUCUUGUAUUUGUUUUUGGUUAACUGUUUACAGAAGAAAUAUAUUUUUGCCAAAAGGGGUAUAUGAAGGAUUUUUGUAAACAAAAGUAAUAAUAAUAGUAAUAUAAAUUCUUUCCUAGGAAGCUGAGAUUUUUUUAAAAUGUUGUACCAUUGCUAUUUAUUUUGUUUCUGGGAAAAAUAAGUGUAUUGGACCAUUUCCUCCACAAUUAAUGUUGCCCCCAUUUUCUAGCAUCAGUGGGUAUCUGGUUGUGGGAUGUUUUCUUUUUCUAUUUUGUUUUGGGUUUUGUUUGUUUCUUAAGAGGAAAAAAAGUU
This is a messenger RNA of Trachemys scripta elegans, 10279 nucleotides long. It is a transcript of the gene MUC5AC, whose product is annotated as mucin 5AC, oligomeric mucus/gel-forming. Gene Ontology annotation, cellular component: extracellular matrix. Lineage: Eukaryota; Metazoa; Chordata; Testudines; Emydidae. Gene Ontology annotation, molecular function: protein binding. The record is from RefSeq and is a predicted model, not a curated record.